CCCCGAAGAAGGACACCACUGCAAAAUUGUGAUCCUUUAACUGAUUGUAAAAUAUACCGGUUUGCCUGGGUGUGUUUGGGGGUAAAUUCCCCAGUCUUUUUGGACCAUGGCCGACGACGAUGUGCUGUUUGAAGAUGUGUACGAGCUCUGUGAGGUGAUCGGAAAGGGACCAUUCAGUGUUGUGCGGCGAUGUAUCAACAGAGAAACGGGACAGCAGUUUGCUGUGAAGAUCGUGGAUGUGGCCAAGUUUACUUCCAGUCCUGGCCUGAGCACAGAAGAUCUGAAGAGAGAAGCAAGCAUCUGUCACAUGCUGAAGCACCCGCACAUUGUCGAACUGCUGGAGACGUACAGUUCCGAUGGAAUGCUCUACAUGGUCUUCGAAUAUAUGGAUGGCGCAGACCUGUGCUUUGAAAUUGUAAAGAGAGCAGACGCUGGCUUUGUAUACAGCGAAGCAGUUGCAAGUCACUACAUGCGACAGAUUCUGGAAGCGCUGCGCUAUUGCCAUGACAACAAUGUCAUUCACCGGGAUGUGAAGCCUCACUGCGUUCUGCUUGCAUCGAAGGAGAAUUCAGCCCCUGUGAAGCUUGGAGGUUUUGGAGUGGCUAUACAGCUUGGAGAAUCUGGAUUGGUUGCUGGAGGCAGAGUUGGAACUCCUCAUUUUAUGGCCCCAGAAGUGGUGAAGAGGGAGCCCUAUGGAAAGCCAGUCGACGUCUGGGGAUGUGGGGUCAUCCUUUUCAUUUUACUCAGUGGAUGUCUGCCAUUUUACGGAACCAAGGAAAGAUUGUUUGAGGCCAUCAUUAGGGGGAAAUACAAGAUGAACCCAAGGCAGUGGAGCCAUAUCUCUGAAAGUGCCAAAGACCUGGUACGCCGCAUGCUGAUGCUGGACCCUGCAGAGAGGAUAACUGUUUACGAGGCACUCAACCACCCCUGGCUCAAGGAGAGGGACCGCUAUGCCUACAAAAUCCACCUCGCCGAGACUGUGGAACAGCUGAGAAAAUUCAACGCCAGAAGAAAAUUAAAGGGGGCAGUGCUAGCAGCUGUUUCCAGCCACAAGUUUAACUCGUUCUACGGAGACCCUCCUGAGGAGCUGCUUGACUUUUCUGAAGACCCCACAUCCUCAGGACUACUAGCUGCAGAAAGGGCUGUUUCACAGGUGCUGGACAGCUUGGAGGAGAUCCACGCGUUGACUGACUGCAGUGAGAAAGACCUGGACUUCCUGCACAGCGUCUUCCAGGACCAGCACCUCCACACAUUGCUUGAUCUGUAUGACAAGAUCAACACAAAGUCCUCCCCGCAGAUAAGGAAUCCCACAAGUGAUGCUGUACAGAGAGCCAAAGAGAAUUCCACCGAAGACGAAGCCAGCGCAGCUUUGAAACAUCUGGAAUAUGUACUGGAAGAGAUUUCAUGUUACCCAGAGAACACUGAUGCUAAAGAACUAAAGCGGAUCCUCACACAGCCCCAUUUUAUGGCCUUACUGCAGACCCAUGACGUUGUGGCCCACGAGGUUUACAGCGACGACGCGCUGAGAGUCACGCCUCCGCCCACCUCCCCCUACCUGAACGGAGACUCCCCGGAAAGUGCCAACGGCGACAUGGACAUGGAGAACGUCACCCGCGUGCGCCUGGUCCAGUUCCAGAAGAACACUGACGAGCCCAUGGGCAUCACUCUAAAAAUGAAUGAACUGAACCACUGUAUUGUUGCACGAAUAAUGCAUGGCGGGAUGAUCCACAGGCAAGGCACACUACAUGUCGAGGAUGAAAUUAGAGAAAUAAAUGGAAUCAGUGUUGCCAACCAGACCGUGGAACAGCUUCAAAAGAUGCUUAGGGAGAUGAGAGGGAGCAUCACAUUCAAGAUUGUGCCAAGCUAUCGCAAUCAGUCUGCAUCUUGUGAGAGAGAGUCCCCCUCCAUCUCCAGACAGUCCCCAGCUAAUGGGCACACCAGCAUUAACAAUUCCGUUUUGGACAUUCCAUUAACUACCCAACCAAAAGGACGACAGAUAUAUGUAAGAGCACAAUUUGAAUAUGAUCCAGCAAAGGAUGAUCUUAUCCCCUGCAAGGAAGCAGGCAUCAAGUUCUUGGUGGGUGACAUCAUCCAGAUUAUCAGUAAGGAUGACCACAACUGGUGGCAGGGCAAACUGGAAAAUGCUAAGAACGGAACAGCAGGCCUCAUCCCAUCUCCAGAACUUCAGGAAUGGCGUGUAGCCUGUAUAGCAAUGGAGAAAACCAAGCAGGAGCAACAAGCCAGCUGUACCUGGUUUGGCAAGAAGAAGAAGCAGUACAAAGACAAAUACCUAGCAAAGCACAAUGCAGUCUUUGACCAACUAGAUCUAGUCACAUAUGAAGAAGUAGUGAAACUGCCAGCAUUCAAAAGGAAAACAUUAGUCUUGUUAGGUGCUCAUGGAGUUGGUAGAAGACACAUCAAGAACACACUCAUCACGAAACAUCCUGACAGAUUUGCAUACCCCAUUCCACACACAACCAGACCAUCAAAGAAAGAUGAGGAAAACGGCAAGAACUACUACUUUGUAACACAUGACCAAAUGAUGCAGGACAUCUCAAACAACGAUUACCUGGAGUACGGCAGCCACGAGGACGCCAUGUACGGGACAAGACUGGAAACGAUACGCAAGAUCCACGAGCAGGGACUGAUAGCAAUACUAGACGUAGAACCACAGGCUCUGAAAGUCCUGAGAACGGCCGAGUUUGCUCCCUACGUCGUCUUCAUUGCUGCACCUACCAUCACCCCUGGCAUCAAUGAGGAUGAAUCCCUUCAGAGGCUGCAGAAGGAAUCCGAAAUUUUACAGAAAACAUAUGCGCACUACUUCGACCUGACUAUUAUCAACAACGAGAUUGAUGAGACCAUCAGACACCUGGAGGAAGCAAUCGACGUUGUGUGCACUACCCCACAGUGGGUGCCUGUCUCCUGGGUCUAUUAAACCCUGAUGGCAAUGCUUCUUAGCGGAACUUCAUCAUUCCCUGAAACAACACCUCAAACAGUGAGAAACCUCGUUGUAAAUGACCUUAAAUCAAUAGGUCUCGGCCCCUACAGACUACCUAGACGUAGUGUUGCAUAACAUUUUGUAGUAUUGUCAUGUCCUUAUAGAUAAGUGGCAACAUUUUACAGAGAAUUUUUAAAGAGACAGUAUCACGUUACUCACAGGAACGGAUUUUAAAUGUAAAAACAAAUAAUAACAAAGCACAUUCUGUUUAUCAUAAAUAUAUGCGCAUCCCAUAACACAGUAUCUGUCAAUGAUUAUAGAGUACUUAAAUUGGAAAAGAUUUCAAUUUCGAACAUAAGCAUAACCUGCACACUGAAUGCUGCCUUGUAUGAUAUCCCAUCUCUAGUGUAGACAGGCGUUAAGUAGGUAAACACUACAGUGGUAUUUCAUGAUUUAAAAACUGCUCAUUUAUUCACUUAGAUCUUUUGUUUGAAUCAGGCAAGCGAAAGGAGUGUGUAUGUGUAUUAAAAUGCAUUUAUUUGGCUCUUUAUUUUUUAUUAAAGCUGUUCAUUUUUGUUACCUUUCUCAUUGUCUGAAAUGCAGCCUAACAUGCCUGACCCUCACAGCAAUACUGUCUCUUUAAAGAGGUACAUAAAUGUGUUAGAGAUUUGAAUGAGGUCUUCUGCAUGUGGACAGUCGCAAGCUUUCAUGCUGUUGGUGUUAUCAGUGUCAAACUACUGUAAUCUACAGCAGAGUACAUUCCAUUAGUUUGGAAUAAAACAAAAACGCACCCAAGGGAAUUAAAUAUUUAUGGAAAAAAAUAUAUAAACCUAUGCACAUCCCUUGCAUUUUGGGCAAAUUUAUAAACAACUGAUUUUUAUUAAUCAUGUAGUGAAGAUGUGUUUGUAAAUUGUCUCGAGUUUAAUUUGUUGUAAGAAAAAGGGGGAAGAAAUUGUACCGGAUUCGCCAUUGCAGAAAAAUGUGUUGUCUGAGAGUAUUAAUGUUUUAAUUUAAGUUUAAUCAAAAGAAGAAAAAAGAAUGCUGAUUUUUAUUCUGUAUGUAAUUGUUUCAAGGAGGUGCGCACAAUUUGCAAGCAAGUACUGUGUAAACAAAGAGACAGUUUGUGCAUCAAGACAAAACAAAACAAAGCUGUGUGCAUCUCAAACUGUUUUCUUCUAACUGCCCUUUGUAAAUUCCUCUGAAAAUGAAAAGCAGCUCUACAGUCUGAACCGUUUUUUAAAUAUACUUCCUUUUCUGUGUUCAAGUAAAA
Polyodon spathula (Mississippi paddlefish) is the source of this 4208-nucleotide messenger RNA. RefSeq names its product peripheral plasma membrane protein CASK. The transcript has 28 exons. NCBI's taxonomy places the organism in Eukaryota, Metazoa, Chordata, Actinopteri, Acipenseriformes, Polyodontidae. Gene Ontology annotation, cellular component: cell-cell junction; basolateral plasma membrane; plasma membrane. The coding region runs from base 107 to 2935 and encodes 942 amino acids. Gene Ontology annotation, molecular function: signaling receptor binding; ATP binding; protein kinase activity. The record is from RefSeq and is a predicted model, not a curated record. Gene Ontology annotation, biological process: regulation of neurotransmitter secretion; protein phosphorylation.